This is a messenger RNA of Leptosia nina, 948 nucleotides long. NCBI's taxonomy places the organism in Eukaryota, Metazoa, Arthropoda, Insecta, Lepidoptera, Pieridae. The record is from the annotation of a GenBank genome assembly.
AUGGCGAAUUUCGGAUUUCUAUUGUUCACAUUUUUCGUUUCACUAUUAGUCUUAAUAGCCGAGUGUCGCCAGUUUCGCUACGAUUACAAAUUCAACCCGGACACGCAGAGUUGGGUGAAGCUGCACCAAGUGCCGGCGACAUGGGAGGACGCUCGGCUCAGAUGCUUCUACGAGGGAGGCACCUUGGCUUCGCCGCAAUCGAACAAGCUUCUGUCGACCAUGAAAAUGAUGCUGAAGGGCACUCACGCUGAGCUCACCGGCAUCUAUACGGGAGUCCACGCAAAAUUCUCUAAGGGAGACUUCUACUCGAUCGAUGGUAAGCCUAUCGACAGAAUGCCUGUUCAAUGGAUGCCGUACGAACCUGACAACGAGCAGAACGAUGAGGAUUGCAUCGUGAUGCACUCAAAUGGGACCAUCGCCGACGUCAACUGCCUCGAGGUCUUUCCCUACAUCUGCUCGCGGAAGGGCCGGGCAGAAGUGCUGACCGAGUGUGGCACCGUCGAUAAAGAGUACCAUUUGGACGCGCGAACCGGGAGCUGUUACAAGUUCCACAACAUAGCGCGUAAUUUUACUCGUGCGUUUAUGGCUUGCGCCGCCGAGGGCGGGUACCUGGCCAUCAUCAACAGCGAGACCGAAGCGCAAAUAUUGAAAGAACUUUUCGAGAAAAACCAGCCUGAUACCCUGAGAUUCACUUCUCACAGCGGAAUUGCUUUUGUUGGGUUCCACGAUUGGGGAGAACGUUUCGUCUGGACGACCAUUCACGGUCAGUCAAUAGAAGAAGCGGGUUACAACAAGUUCUCGGGUGGUCAGCCCGACGGCGCUCAGCCGGGCGAGUACUGCGGCGGAAUCUUCAGAAACGGACUGCUGGACGACGCUUGGUGUCACGAGAGAAUGGCCUUCAUCUGCGAGAAGUCGGUGGACAGUCUCCUGGAUGAUAUUAUAGAAUAA